AGCGUCACUGUCUCCUUGCAAACAGCUGCGCUCCAGCCCUCUGUCUUUGGCGGCGAAACGGCAAACCUCACAUUCUCUUCAAAUCAGACAUCGACCUCACCCUCCACUGCUGCCAGACAAAGAGCUGGCACACAACAGCCUCCAGUUCAUCAACACAUACGUGGCGGUGCUUCUUAUCUCCAAGGGGAACAAGUGA
This is a messenger RNA of Pelobates cultripes (western spadefoot toad), 196 nucleotides long. Lineage: Eukaryota; Metazoa; Chordata; Amphibia; Anura; Pelobatidae. The record is from the annotation of a GenBank genome assembly.